AUGGAAAGAGAUACUGAGGACUUGGAUCGAAUUCGUCUUGAGUCACAAGCAGCUAAUGAAGAAACUGAAGCUUAUGUUCAGUUUGAGCAUUAUAGCGGCCUAAGAAGGUGGCUUGUUCCACACCUCUCAGAAGCUUUCGACUUGUCCUCAGCAUGUAAUGAAGUAUCACUCUCAGAGUGGGGACCACUUCCAGAGUUUUCAUUACUAUCAUCUGCUCAUUCAGAAGAAUCUGUGCUGGAAAGUGCAGUUUGUCCACUAGUGAUCAAGCAGCAGACUGUGAUGGAUGCAGCUGUUGCUACAACUGGUUUUUCAAACUGGAAAAAAGCCAUCGAACGCUUUAAUAAACAUGAGAAAAGUGCAUCACAUCACCAAGCAGUUGAUCUAAUAAAAAGAAUUGCUAAAUCAACAGCCAAUAUAGGAAACAAAAUAUCAACAUUAUAUGCAAAACAUAAGUCAUACAACAGGGCAUUGUUGCAGAUAAUAAUUAGUAGCAUUCGUUAUCUUAGUAGGCAGGGUAUUGCUCUCAGAGGUAGAUAUAAAAGUGGAGAUGAUAAUCUGCUAUUAAAACUUCGUACUCACAAUAUUCCACAGCUUACACGUUGGAUGGAAAAAAGGCAAGACAAGUUUACUAUACCCAAUAUUCAGAAUAAAAUUUUGAAAAUGGCACUUACAAUCCAGCAAGAAAAAAAAAGAAGUGUCUGGGAAGUGGUAUACAAUUAUGGUUUUGAAACGACUGAUAUUAGUAAUACUGAACAAAUGGUGUUUUGCUUACGAUAUGUUGACUGCCUCGAUGUCAAUGAGGAAUUUAUUGGGUUGCAAAGUCUUGAAUCUACAACAGCUGAAGUAGUCAUUUCUUUUAUAAAAGAUAUUCUUUUACGCAUGGAUCUACGAACAGAGAACUGCAGAGGCCAAUGCUACGAUGAAGCUAGCACAAUGGCAGGCCAUAAAUCAGAAGUAGCUAAAGGAAUAAUGGAACUUGAGCCAAGAGCACUUCAUACACUUUGUUGUGGACAUGCCCUGAACAUUGCUGUACAGGAUUCGAUUAAGCAUGUCAAAUUAAUGAAAGACACUCUUGACACAACCCAUGAAAUAAUGAAGCUUAUCAAAAAAUCACCUAAACGUGAAGCAAUUUUCAAAAGUAUAUCAACCUUUGAAUCUCCAAGUAUUCGUACAUUGUGUCCCACCAGGUGGACAGUCAGGACUGAGGCAUUGGUAUCAAUAUCAGAAAAUUAUGAAGCCUGUCUUUCAACUUGGGAAGUUGCUAAGGAAUCUACAAAGGAAACAGAGAUGAAAGCUAGAAUUUUAGGUGUGUAA
Molecule: messenger RNA, 1314 nt
Organism: Amphimedon queenslandica
Lineage: Eukaryota; Metazoa; Porifera; Demospongiae; Haplosclerida; Niphatidae
Product: zinc finger MYM-type protein 1-like
Exons: 5
Coding region: 1-1314 (437 amino acids)
Source: RefSeq, a predicted model, not a curated record